Molecule: messenger RNA, 5415 nt
Organism: Mirounga angustirostris (Northern elephant seal)
Lineage: Eukaryota; Metazoa; Chordata; Mammalia; Carnivora; Phocidae
Gene: GPR161
Product: G protein-coupled receptor 161
Exons: 8
Coding region: 563-2155 (530 amino acids)
Biological process (GO): G protein-coupled receptor signaling pathway
Cellular component (GO): plasma membrane; recycling endosome
Molecular function (GO): G protein-coupled receptor activity
Source: RefSeq, a predicted model, not a curated record
GGGUCUCGGCGCCCCUUCCCCCACGCCUCCCCGCCCCCACGGCGCUCUUCUUUCUCCGCGCCCCACGGCGGGUAGGGGCUGUGCUCCCGGCCGCGCUCCGCCAGCCGCGGGGGAGCCGGAGCUCUUUGUGGGAAGAUCUUGGGGGCGCGUCCCUCCCCUGCGGCCAGGGGCUUCGGACAGGCCCUUCCCCCCGGCCCGCCCCAUUUCUCCAGCGCCGCCCGCAGCCCCUUUUUCUAAGGCCCCGGGGCAGGGAGGACAUCGGUGCAUGCCCGGGACCCGGCUGAUCGGGGCCGUGCUCCCUCGAGGCAAGGGGCUCACGCCGCGCUCGGGGACAGACGUGGGGGUGGGGGUGCAAAGCGGCCUCGCCCCUCGGCUGGAAUCCGUGAGGACCAGCCCUGCGAGGUGGGAGUAUCAGAUGAAGGAGGACCGUGCGGUCAGAGGGGCUGAGCUCUUUGUUUGGGUUCCGUGGAAGGCAGAAUGGGCUGAACUGGAACUGACCUAAAUGUCCACCAAAGGAGUGGUCCGGCAUGCUCUGCCCACCGCACGCUGAGGUGCCCUGACCAUGAGCCUCAACUCCUCCCUCGGCCACAGGAAGGAGCUGAGCAACCUCACGGACCAGGAGGGUGGUGAAGGGGGCGCCGUCAUCACCGACUUCAUCACCAUCAUUAUCAUCACCAUUUUUGUCUGCCUGGGCAACCUGGUCAUCGUGGUCACCUUGUACAAGAAGUCUUACCUCCUCACCCUCAGCAACAAGUUCGUCUUCAGCCUCACGCUGUCCAACUUCCUGCUGUCCGUGCUGGUGCUGCCUUUCGUGGCGACCAGCUCCAUUCGGAGGGAAUGGAUCUUUGGCGUGGUCUGGUGCAACUUCUCGGCCCUUCUGUACCUGCUGAUCAGCUCGGCCAGCAUGCUCACACUCGGGGUCAUCGCUGUGGACCGCUACUAUGCUGUCCUGUACCCCAUGGUGUACCCCAUGAAGAUCACGGGGAACCGAGCUGUGAUGGCCCUUGUCUACAUCUGGCUCCAUUCCCUCAUCGGCUGCCUGCCCCCUCUGUUCGGUUGGUCGUCGGUGGAGUUUGACGAGUUCAAGUGGAUGUGUGUGGCGGCGUGGCACCGGGAGCCUGGCUACACGGCCUUCUGGCAGAUCUGGUGUGCCCUGUUCCCCUUUCUGGUCAUGCUGGUGUGCUACGGCGUCAUCUUCCGUGUGGCCAGGGUCAAGGCGCGCAAGGUGCACUGCGGCGCGGUGGUCCUCGUGGAGGAGGACGCCCAGAGGGGUGGGAGGAAGAACUCCAGCACCUCUACCUCCUCCUCCGGCAGCAGGAAGAACGCCUUUCAGGGCGUGGUCUAUUCGGCCAACCAGUGCAAAGCCCUCAUCACCAUCCUGGUGGUCCUCGGGGCCUUCAUGGUUACCUGGGGCCCCUACAUGCUUGUCAUCACCUCCGAGGCCCUCUGGGGGAAGAACUAUGUCUCCCCGACCCUGGAGACCUGGGCCACGUGGCUGUCCUUUACCAGCGCCAUCUGCCACCCCCUGAUCUAUGGGCUCUGGAACAAGACGGUUCGCAAGGAGCUGCUGGGCCUGUGCUUUGGGGAUCGGUACCACCGGGAGCCAUUCGUGCCGCGGCAGAGGGCUUCCAGGCUCUUCAGCAUUUCCAACAGGAUCACAGACCUGGGCCUGUCCCCCCACCUCACUGCUCUCAUGGCAGGUGGACAGCCCCUGGGGAACAGCAGCAGCACGGGGGACACUGGGUUCAGCUGCUCCCAGGACUCAGGAACAGACGUGAUGCUGCUCGAGGACUACACAUCUGAUGACAACCCUCCCUCCCACUGUACUUGCCCCCCCGCCAAGAGAAGGAGCUCCGUGACCUUUGAGGAUCAAGUGGAGCAAAUCAAAGAUGCCGCCAGGAACCCUGUUCUUCACGUGAAAGCCGAAGUGCACGAGUCCUUGGACAGUUAUGCGGCCAGCUUGGCCAAAGUCAUAGAGGCCGAAGCCAAGAUCAAGCUGUUCGGGGAGGAGGCGUUGCCCGGGGUUCUGGCCGCAGCACGGACGGUCCCGGGGGCCGGCUUCGGGGGCCGCCGAGGCAGCAGGACUCUUGCGGGUCAGAGGCUGCAGCUGCAGAGCAUCGAGGAGGGAGACAUUUUAGCUGCAGAACCGCGAUGAGGGCCUCAGGGCGGACUGGCCCACAGAGGGGCGCCCCGGGGAAGGAUAUCUGGGGCGCAGCCACCCGGAAAAACGCUGACCACGGGGUCUUGUGAGAGCGCCCGCCGGCUCCGGGUGGGCCCUGGCGAUGGGACCAGAGACGUCGGAGGCUCCAGGGCAAGCAGACGGAGGUGUGGCCAUGACUUUUUGGGAGGGGGUAAUGGAAGGGAGACUAGGGACCGUGGCUUGGAAGGAAACGGCCGCGUGGGUUACUUCCUCUACUCCAGGACGUCCAGGGGCAGCCGGGCACUGUCCCAGAGGUCUCGGGAGGUAAGCCCUUCGCGGUGCUCCUGGAAGAACGGCACUUCUUCCUGCUAGAGCAGGACCGUCCCCUGCGCAUCCGCGUGGUUGGUGCAGGCCACCCUGAAUGCUCCCCGGAGGAGAACCUGGGAGCAGAGCUUCUCGCAGGGGCUUCCACGCCUCCAUCCUGGUGGGGACCUUGCAGUCAUCGGGGGCCGCCUGCUGGUGCUAGUGGGGGCGGCGCGGCCCCGGGGCUGCUGUCACUGGGGAUGGGGCCGCCCUGCCCCCCUCCCUAUUGACUGAUGCUUUGGUAUUUAAAAAGAAGGGAGCAACCACUAUACAAGACACGAGGAAGGAGCAGGUGCCAGAUGUUUCAUUUCGAGAACUAAAAAAAUAAUGCAUUUGGUUAGGGCCCCCGCCCCCCAUCUUCCCAAGCGGGAGCGGGGCUGUGGUGCCCAGCUGGGCGGGGAAACGGAGCUGCUGUUCUCCCGGGAGGGCGUCCCCUUCGCGCAGGGAGGCCUGGCGCCCGCUUGCUCGUGGUGUCCACCGCCCAGAGCAGCCGGCUUGCGGGCCCCGGGCAGCGUGCCACAGGACGGCGGAGAAAGGCGCUCCGCCGACGCUCUUGGCCCAGCUCCUCCUCUUGGACCCUUUGGGACUUCGUGUCACUUCUCGAGCCAUCCGGAAAGUGGGGCGUUGUGCUAAGAACGGUGGCCAAAACAGACACGUGGUCUCUGCCCUCAAGGAGCUUAUCUAGAUUAACCACUCAAGUGAAAAUAUAACUAUAAACUGGUGAGUGAACACGGCAUGCUCUCUCCAGCUUUCACGAUUUAUCCUUGCUGUUCCUCUGCUUGGGACACUCGCCCAGUUUUCCAGCUAUAAAGGUUCUGCUUACUCAUCUCAAUACAACUAUUAUCCCCUUUGUGAAAUGUUUCCCAGACUUUUUCAAACAUCCAACCUGCAGAAUGAUGAACUCCUUCCUCUACACUCUAGACUCUCUGUGUCUAUUGUGCAACGAAGAUCCUAACUGCAGGGACAUUUAUUUGCGUGUCUUCUUACAGACCAGACCUCAAGGGCUUUUUGAGCUCCUGCGAGGGUAGGAGUUUUUUCUUUUUAUCUUAUAUCCUCAGAGCCUCGUACAGGAUGUUCAGGGACGGUUUAUGAAAUAAACGCAUAGAAGUUUUACUGAGAUCAGAUAUGUCACAUUAGGGUAUGUAGAGAAGGCAACAGUAUAAAAGGAUGAGGAUGGAGCCCAUUCGGCCAAGAAGCAUUUGCCCAAGGCAACGUGGAAAAUACAAAGGUUAAACAUGGGGGGAGGGCUGAGCCCCACUGUCAACUGCGAGAAGACUGAAUCCUGAAAUUUGAUUACCUACAGAGGCUUAAACUCUCUCACUGGAUCUUAAGUCAACAAUACCAAGAGCAGUAGACAGAAGAGACUAUAUAUUUAUUGUUCAACUGAACUGGACUAAAUCCCCUCUGUGCAGACUCCAUUUCAAAGCCAAACUAAUGAGAUGAUGUAUGUGUAUAUGAUUUACAACCUAAAUUAUACAAAUUUUAGCUAUCAUCAUUAUUACAUAAGUGUUCAAUACACAUUUGCAAAAUAAGUGAACAAAAACAAGAUUUGGAUAGACCUUCAUAUAUCACCAAGGAAUCUAAACACAGUGGAAGAAUCGCUGAUCAAUAAAAGGCUACCUAACGAAUGUUAAUAUAAAAGAGAUGACAUUCUUUUUAUUGUGUGAUAUACUUUCAUGAGAGAAUAAAACAUGAGGUUGCUAUCAGCUUAAGUAGAUUACCAUGAAUGGGAAUCCUGGAUAUGACUGACUAAUUCAACAAACCUAUUCCUGUCACGUCGGAAGCAUGAGGAAGCAGGUCACACUAUUUCUUUCAAAGUGUGUAGGGUUCUUAUCCAAAUUCCUUUUGUCACACUAUGAAUGAAGAUGGGGAAAUGGAGGGUUAACAAGAAUUGUCUCAGCCUUUAAAUCAGGGAGUUUAGGGUAGACAUUAGGAUUCUGCAGAGUCCAGGGGCGCCUGGGUGGCUCAGUGGUUAAGUAUCUGCCUUCAGCUCAGGUCAUGGUCCCAGGGGUCCUGGGAUUGAGUCCCGCAUCGGGCUCCCUGCUCGGCAGGAAGCCUGCUUCUCCCUCUCCCACUCCCCCUGCUUGUGUUCCCUCUCUCGCUAUCUCUCUCUGUGUCAAAUAAAUAAAAAAAAUCUUAAAAAAAAAAAAAGGAUUCUGCAGAGUCCAAAGCAAGCCAUAAGGAGACAAGUGAGGGCCAAGAGUGUCUAAUACAGGUCAGUGAAUAACGGACAGUGGCUUCCAGAAUGAGGAAGAGGGCAGAAUAAUUGUUCUUUUCUCAAACCCAUCUCAACCAAUUGCUGCACAGUCCUCUCUCUCAGAAUGGAAACCCAGUUUCUACGAAUAAAUUAAAUGCAAUCUUUUGUUCAUGAAGUGCUACACCUCUGAGGCAGGAGAACUGCAAAGCAGCUCAAUGCUGACACCAAUCUCUGGUUGGCAGUUACAGACCGAGGAGGUCUGAGAAACACCCUUCUUUUAAAUGAAAACUGAAAAUAAGAGUCGCUUCUACAUCAGGAGACCCACCUCGAAAAAGCCAUAGACCCUAACUAACCAAUGGGUUAGUUACAACCAGGCACAGUUAGCAAAAAAGGGAAAACUCCACAUGUAGCCAUGCCCCUUCAUCUUCCCCCUUUAGAAACAGCCCCCACCCUCGGCCUCGUGGCAGACAGCCUGUCCUCUGCUUUCCUGAGCCACUGCUGGGCAGUGGAUUCGAUAAACUUCUAGCUCCUUUGUUCUGCCUCAGGUGGAUACUUUCACUGCCCGUGCCACCGGCUUCCACCCAAUCUGCUUCAUCCCACAUUUGGGGGCCCCCAUCCCAUCGAGAGAGACACCACAUUUAGACACCAUAGUCUUUAGUGAAGUAUUCAUGAGAAUGACUUUGGUUGGUUUUUGGAAAAUGCAAAAGCUCAAGCC